Molecule: messenger RNA, 2275 nt
Organism: Dissoconium aciculare CBS 342.82
Lineage: Eukaryota; Fungi; Ascomycota; Dothideomycetes; Mycosphaerellales; Dissoconiaceae
Exons: 3
Coding region: 292-2007 (571 amino acids)
Biological process (GO): ubiquitin-dependent protein catabolic process
Cellular component (GO): cytoplasm
Molecular function (GO): ubiquitin protein ligase activity
Source: RefSeq, a predicted model, not a curated record
CUUGUCCUCUCAUCAUUCCAGCUUGACCAUCUUCCCCGGAUCCUCCAUAUCCCGCCUCGACCACGCUACUGAUCGCGCAGUCCAGGACUACAAAUCGCCCUACACUUGGGAGACGCAUGAUCGUAUGCUAUCUUCACCCAAACAUCAUGGAUCCAUUCCGACAGUAAUAAUUCUUUCGCGCCCACUCCCCUCCGUGCGCAAUCCUCCCAGACGGAAUCCUUCGCCAUCCGCGCCCAUCGAGCUCGUCCUUUGUGAGGGACCACCAUAACUGCGAAUCCGCGGUCAGCGAAAAUGAGUACCGCCGGUGGCUUGGUCGUCCGAGCCGUCGACCUUCCUAAUCCCGAUUAUCGUUCGCCAUCGGACCAGACCAGACCCACCGACGUGGAUCCCUCAAUAUCCUUCGCUUUCGCGUCCGAAAGCAUCGUGACUUUGUCCACCACCGGUACGGACGGCUCCGAUGUCACCGGUUAUCUCUAUGUGCCGAAUCUGGCGUCCGAUGAUCCUUGCAACAAUCUGAGUGCGCCAUAUAUCCCGGCCAACGUGACCCGACAAGCAAACUUGCCCGGUUCGAGUUCUUUCAUCGACCUCAUCGGCCUGGCGCCCUGGAUCAGCUCACAAUGCACGUUGAACUACUUCGCCGCCGCCCGAGGAGAUCCCAUCCGGGGUUUCAUCUUCUUCCCUCCUACGAAUAGUACCAUGUCGCCCCCUGAUGCCAACUCGUCCGCUUGGGACCUCGGCGACAAUGGCGCAUGGAUGAGGGACAACAAGUACCCGGUUUGGGCCAUCAGUGGCCUCGAUGGUGUUCGGAUCGCCCGUGCGAGCGGGCAGUACAGUGGCAACCUGACGCAAGCCCCCUACGGGUCAAACUUGAGCACUUUGUACGAUGCUCGAGAUUACGUUCGCCUGGCCUCGCGCGUACUCAUCGAACCACCCUUCACAUAUCCAUCCCUCUGGGUCUUCUUGAUCAUAGUACUCGGAAUUUUGCUCGCGAUUGUCGCAUUGACCAUCCUGAUCAUGCAAUACAUACAGCGACGAAGGCGUCAGUCUCUACGACGUCGUGUUGCCAAUGGCGAAGUGGACCUGGAGGCCCUUGGUAUCAAGCGGCUCACCGUCCCGCAAGACGUACUGAAUAACAUGCCGCUAUACGCAUACGGGAGCACCGCUCCUAUCCGCCCGUCUCCGCCAAAGACUGCGGUCACCCAUGUCGAGGAGAAAUCCGAGAGCAACGAAGCAUCGAAUUCGGCCAACCAGGCAAAUCCGACACAGCGAGCUGCUAACCAGUACACGAGCUCGUUCAGUCCUUCGCCGCUUUCACAACCCACCUGCGCCAUCUGUCUCGAUGAUUUCGUCGCCGCGCAACCCGCUCAAGGGAUCCCCGCCACCAUAGUCCGGGAACUUCCAUGUCAACACAUCUUCCACCCGGAAUGUGUCGACGCCUUUCUGAGCAGCAGCAGCAGCCUCUGUCCGAUGUGCAAGAAGAGCGCUCUCCCGCGCGGCUACUGUCCUCGUCUGGUCACGAACGCCAUGGUGCGCCGGGAACGCAUAGUACGCCGCAUCCGAGAACGCGUCGACGGGAGCGAGCACCAGCACCCCGGAGGAUCCCACGACGGCAACCUCCCCGGUCUGUCCCGAUCGAACACCUUCCACGGCUUCUACGGCCGCAUGCAGCACCGGGUCGAUUCCCGCCUCUCCCAACUCCGCCGCGCUCGGACCCGGAACGACAGCCUCAGCCACGAAGACCACGAAUUCGGCCAGCCCAUGACGGACAUGCUCCCGCCUUCUUCUUCUUCACCAGGCCAACCGCAGCACCACACGAGUUCCCCGAACAAUGACCACGCGAGCGCCGCCCCGCCGUCGAAUCCCAACGGAAGACGGGAAUGGGCCCGGCAGCGCGCUCUCGCAAUGCUGGGCCCUCGACCCGCGCCCAUGGAUCCCGACGCGGAGGAAGCCCGACGGAUACCGGCCUGGAAGCGGACGAUGAGGAACGUGUUUCCGGUCGGACGGUAAAACGUCAAUCUCUACUGGCUGUGCAAAAGGGAGUGGUUUUUCGCAGGCCGGGCAUAGCUAGACCACAAGGCGAUGAGGAUGACGACUCACGAGUUGACGAUGAGGAAAACCUUGGGAAUUCGAAACAUGUGUAUGAAAAGACCAGUCGCAUUUUUCUACUGCAUUGCAUGUGUGUAGCAUUGAAUUUAAUACCCCCUACCAUUGAAAGUAUAUACGAUUUUGGUACCAAUUUGCGCGAAAUGAGUUCAUUGCAUCUCCGAUCGGGAGC